AUGGAAGAUUUUGACAAAGCUUGGAAGACGAACUUCCGCGGUCCCCUCUGCCUGAUGAAAAACGCUAUUCCCUACUUACGUCAAACCAAAGGCAACGUUGUGAACAUUUCCAGCGUCUCAGCGGUGGCUGCGAAUCAGUGCAACAUCCCCUACAGCGUCGUCAAGGCAGCUCUGGAGCACCUGACACGAUGCGCCGCACUGGAAAACGCUCCGCAUGGUGUACGUGUUAACACGGUCAGCCCUGGGUCUAUCAAAACGUUCAUGGCGCGCCUACCUGGCGUCAGCGAUGAGGAAUUCAUGGAGAGUCUGGAGAAAAUUGCCAGCAGUAAACACGCCCUUGGACGAAUAGGCACACCGGAGGAAGUUGCUCACUCCAUCGCCUUCCUGGCAUCCGAUGACGCAGAGUUUGUCACGGGAAUCACCAUGCCCGUCGAAGGCGGGUUGCUUCUUCUAUCCAGUAUCUCGGAUGUCCCCAAAAUCCUGGAUGCUCAGAAGACUGCUUGA
Molecule: messenger RNA, 504 nt
Organism: Rhipicephalus sanguineus (brown dog tick)
Lineage: Eukaryota; Metazoa; Arthropoda; Arachnida; Ixodida; Ixodidae
Product: 3-oxoacyl-[acyl-carrier-protein] reductase FabG-like
Exons: 6
Coding region: 1-504 (167 amino acids)
Source: RefSeq, a predicted model, not a curated record